Molecule: messenger RNA, 1422 nt
Organism: Drepanopeziza brunnea f. sp. 'multigermtubi' MB_m1
Lineage: Eukaryota; Fungi; Ascomycota; Leotiomycetes; Helotiales; Drepanopezizaceae
Source: RefSeq, a predicted model, not a curated record
AUGCCUACCGCCUUGAAGAAAAGAAAGCUGGCAGCCACGAACGCGCUUUCGACCAGAUCGCGAGGUCUGAAUGCCUUUGCAUCAGUCUCCAAGGCAAGCCCGACCGCGACGGCCGUCGUCGAGAAGAACACCAUCGUCGAUAGCAUCGUGGUUACUCCCGAACACAUUACCAACAACAAAAAGAGAAAGCUCGUCGAGGAGGACAGCCCGCAGCCUACCGCAGCGACGCGCCCGGUCAAGUCCCUUCGAACCACCAAUCCGCGAACACCCAAAACACCACAACAGCCUAUUCUCAGCUAUCUCAGCCAAUCUCUCCCACUGACUGAUACUCCAACCAAAGGUGCGCGCAGUCUUCUGGAUCAAUUCUGCAUCACUUCGAAAACCCCGACAAGGCCCAGCCUUUUCUUCAACAGCUCAAGUUCCAACCUUGUCGCAUCCACACCCAAGCAGUCCUCCGCAGCAUCCUCUCCCGAGCCCCCUGCCGAAUUACUUGACCUUAUCAAUUUACACGCAGCAUUCCUCACAGCAUUGUCAAUACAUUAUGCACACAACGGAACGCAUUCACCUGCAGACCUGCGAAAUCUCUGCCCGGAUGUCGCACGGGCGUGGGGGAAGCGUCGAGUUACUCUUGACGACAUCCGGAGAUCUAUCGGCGUUCUGAAUGCGAACAUACCACAAGAAAGCAAAGACGGCAGGAUUUCGAAGCUCAGUCUGUCAGAUUACGGAUAUGGGAAGAUAUGUAUCGAGAUGAAGACUUUGGGCAAGGCAGGCAGGAUUGCCAGGCCAAUAAACGAGAAUCUGCUGAACGAGAUUUUUGAGCGAGGAUUGAAGGGCGCAUGGAAGAAGAAGGAUGUCGAGCUUCCUAUACAGGACUUCAUCCAGAAGCUGCCUAUGGAACCGAUCACCACUUGCUCUUCGCUUAUGAAGAUGUCGCCGUUGCUUUCUAAGGGACGACGAAGACUGGAGGACUUGAAGGCUGGCAUUACGAUGAAGGAGUCAGGCAACGUGAAGGUUGAAGAGACGACUGAUCCCAAGCUCACACUUCUGGAACGCUUACGGGCGAAGCAAGUCCACAAUGCAUCACUCCCACCCCCAGCUUCGAAGGCCGAAAUUGCGCGGAAAGCAGCAUUGGGCAGGAUUGAGGAAGUCGUCGCGGUUUUGGUCAUUCUCAGCACGUCGACAUCCAUCGGCCAAUCCCGCAUCUCCUUCACACUUCCAACCAUCAUUGGAAAGCUGCGCGAUUCCUUCAAGACGCCCAUGUCGAAGCAGGAGGCGGAUACCUGUGUUCGAUUGCUGGCUUCGGAUAUAGCUCCCGAGUGGGCAACGCUGGUGAAGAUGGGAAAGGUAGAGGCGCUGGUUGUCAACAGAGACGAGAGGCCUACCGAGUUGAUUAUCAAGGAGCGUGUUAGGCGUGCCGCUUAG